Sphenostylis stenocarpa is the source of this 597-nucleotide messenger RNA. Lineage: Eukaryota; Viridiplantae; Streptophyta; Magnoliopsida; Fabales; Fabaceae. The record is from the annotation of a GenBank genome assembly.
AUGUGGGCAAGUGCAGAAGGUGGUGCUCCAGAGGUUACUCUGGAAACUUCUAUGGGAUCCUUCACCGUGGAGCUGUACUACAAGCAUGCGCCCAGAACUUGUAGGAACUUCAUUGAACUGUCUCGCAGAGGUUACUACGACAACGUUAAGUUCCACAGGAUCAUUAAGGACUUCAUAGUACAAGGUGGGGAUCCCACUGGAACUGGAAGGGGAGGAGAAUCCAUAUACGGUGCAAAGUUUGAAGAUGAGAUUAAACGAGAGUUGAAACACACUGGAGCUGGUAUCUUAUCCAUGGCAAAUGCUGGCCCAAAUACCAAUGGUAGUCAGUUCUUUAUUACUCUGGCACCAUGCCCCUCUCUCGAUGGAAAACAUACAAUAUUCGGAAGAGUUAGUAGAGGGAUGGAAAUUAUCAAACGACUUGGCAGCGUCCAAACAGACAACAACGAUAGCUCCCGCACCCCUUUGCAAGUUAACUCAGUGCGAUGCAGUGAUUGCUUUCAGCUUCUUCCAACAGCAGCUAUACAUCAUGAAUCUAAAGGUACAACUGUUGUAAUGAAGCUCUCCAUCCUCGAAUCACUACAAAGGAUUCUCAGAUGA